GGCAAGGUCUGGCAGAGGGUUAAACAUGAGCUCAAAAUUACUCCAAAUGUGCCAUGUCAGGCAGAAUAACAGAAGUUGUCGUGAGGAAAAAGUGUAAAUCAGAGAUCAUUAAAUGUGAACAAGCCAUGAAAAUGCUGCACAUGGAAGGAACCUGUGCUCAAAAACAACAUAACUCUCCAUCCACAAGGUUACAGGGAAACUGAAUGUCAGGAUUAAGAAGGCCAUGGAUCGGGGCAGUCACAGUAACACAAGCUUAAGCUGUGAGUUCAAAACAGCUGAGGAAGAGAAGAUUAUCCAUCUAGUGGUCUACAUCCCCAUCUUCAUCAUGGGGUUGCCCUUCAACCUGCUGGCCCUUUACAUGUUCUGUGGCAAGAUUAAGAGAUGGACUGAAUCCACCAUUUACAUGAGCAACCUUGCUUUGGCAGACAUUCUGCUGUUAUCCUCCCUUCCUUUCAAGAUGCUCAACCAAGAUAGUGGCUGGCCCUUUGGAAGGGCCUUCUGCUCCUUUGUAGAGUCAAUCUACUUUGUCAACAUGUACGCUAGCAUUUUCAUCGUCACCUCCAUUAGCAUUGAUCGUUAUCUCGCCAUCAUCCAUCCUUUGAAAGCAAGAGAUUUCCGAUCGCCCCGGAAAACUUUGACAAUCUGCUUCCUUAUUUGGGUUUUUGUCUGGUUGGGAAGCAUCCCUAUUUAUCAAUUUCAUGAUACUCCAGGCUCUAAUUACACUUCAAACAUUAGCAUCGCCUGCUUCCAUAGAUUUUCUGCCAAGUCCUGGAAUCCAGGGCUAAUUAUUUUUGUGGAGCUGAUGGGUUUUAUGGUCCCGCUAACCAUUAUGACCUUUUGUUCAGUCCGAAUCAUCAGGAAACUUUUGCAGAGGCAAAGUGACAUCCCCGGAAACCACCAGACAUGCAUUAGAAUCAUCACUGUCAACCUGGCAAUCUUCAUCUGUUCAUUUGUGCCCGUCCAUCUUGGCAUCUUCCUUCAGUUUUUAGUGAGGCAGGACAUCAUUGGCCAAAGUUACUGUUCAGAACGAAAGACCAUUAGUUUAUUUGUACAGAGUGCCAUGUGCAUAGCCAAUGUCAACUGUUGUCUGGACGCCAUUUGCUAUUAUUUUGUCGCAAAGGAAUUCCGGGAGCAAGGUUCACGCACCCGAAAAUCCUUGGCUACCAUUUUCUCAAUCAUUGAUUCUUGAGUUUUUAACCAAAUACAGGGCCAUGCCCUCUUCUUACCCAUGACAUUCUUGGUAUUUUGCUGGUUCUACACUCUCCACUGCACCAUGGUUUGUUCAUCGUUCACAUCGGGCUAUUUCUUCAGUACAUCCUCUUAUAAAAGAACAAACAUAUAUGUAGUGCCUUGAGCAAUCUGUGGAUAUCCCAUCAUGAUUCUCAGCAAAUUAAACACUUUUAACAUGCAGGAAACAUGACAGCCAAAUUGUGCAUAGAAAAGUCACACAAAAAGUAGUGUGAUUAUGACCAGAAGAUCUCUUUCAGUUUUCAGAAUAAAGGGUAAAUAUUCUGCAGGAUACCAAGAACAAUGCCACCAAAUCCGAACUUGCCCUGAACUCUGUUUUGAUAGGCAAUCAGGGCUUUGGUUUAACAUAUCUGAAAGAUGGGACCUCCACUAGCAAAACCUGGGAGUACUGCACUUGAAUAUUGGCUUCGACUAUCCGCUCAUCUCUGAAGAGCAAUUUGAUCCCAUCAGCUCUUGACUCAGGGAGAAUAAUCCUGCCACUGAGCCACAACCAAGCUCACAACUUUUGUUCCUAACCAUGAAGACCCUAACUAAUAAAUUCCUAUAAGGUUCAUUGUCUAUUCUGCACACUCCUUGAUCCCUAGGUCCAAUAUUUUUUGUGAUGGAGGAAAGAAGAUUAAAAUCUUUGUAACAUGGUCUCUUUAAUAACAGUGGAGGAAACUUCUCGUCAUAGGUUCAUCAUGGACUUAAUUUCCCUUGACUAUCGUGUACUAUGAAUAUCAUAGUCAGGUGCUGAGAGAAGUAAACCAUAAUGUAUAACAAUCGAAUUGCACCUUUGUUAACAUUUGCAGCAGCACUCUCCAAACCUGAGAACUAAUUUCAGGCUGGUAAAGGUGUGAACAGAUUCAAGCUUUUGUUCUACAACAACAUCUGAGAUCAAGGCCACCCAGGACAAAUCAACAUGUUUGAAUGAUACCACAUCCAUCAUCUGGAACAUUAGAUCCCUCCACCAUCACUGCACCUUUUCUACAAACUCUUCUUGAGUACUUCACCAAGGUUUCUCUGACAGGGCCUCUAAAGCAUUCAGCUAAUAUCGUUUAGCAGGAUAAGCACCUGCGAUUUCCUUUGGAGGUACUCGCCAUCCUGAUUUGGAAAUAGAUUGUCAUUCAUUCAUCGCUGUUGAGUCAGAGUUCUCGACCCAUCAUUGCCACGUGAACUGCAUUGGUUGAAGAACCCUGCUCACCACCACAUUUUCUAAGGUAAUUAGAGAAGAGCACGAAAUGCUGGCAUUGCCAGCAACAUGGAAAUCUUAUGAAUAAAUAAGAAAGGAGAAGCAAGUACAGAAAAUUAGAAAUAUAUUCAUCAAAAUCCUUGACUUGUGAGAGCCAUGGCAUUGUUUUAAAGAUAAUUUGUUCCAACGUAUUUGUAGAUUUUUGUGAUGUCCCCAAUUGUCUCUCCAGGAGUCAAUUUUGCUUUUAUAUUUUAAAAUUUGCAUUAACUCCCUUUGUUUCCUUUGUCUUUCAAAUACAUUUGUCUCUUGUGUCCUGACAAUUAGCUCUUUGAAUUUUGGCAAAGCAGCAAUACAUUUGGCUAAUUCUAAAAAAGUUAUUAAUCUGUUCACUUUAAGCAGGUGGAAACCACUGUUUAAAAAAAGAGGUGAUAUAUGACAAGUAUUGAAAUGAUCACAGCCCAAGAUUCAAACAGCCUAUUUACAAGGGACAUGAGUUUUAUAGAUAUCUCUGAUAGAUAUAACCUUAUCUUGGUACCAUCCUCAGCUGUGCAGGCUAGGAAUGUCCCAGGUACAAGAUCUGGCAUAUGCUGAAUCAUCUGAUUCAACAGAAAGAGCAACAGAGAAUCUAUAACUUAUCUCACUAUGUUCAGACUAGCAAGAAGGAAAAUAUACUUAUGGUUCUAAUCCCUGUUGGAGACCUGUGUGGACACAUUUAGUUCCUGUGUACAAUUGUAUAUGUGCAUACAUCAGUACAGAAAUGUUUAAGCAGAGUGUGUUUGUCCAUGCCCGUGCAUAUUUGUGUAUAUCUUUGCAUGUGCAGUGUGCCUUUGUGCAGGAUUGUGAGCUUUUGUCUGUAUGCUUAUGAAUACACAUGCAUGUUUGUGUGCGGGUGAAUGUGUUAAUGUGUAUGUUUAUGCUAGUGUGUACAUGAAGACACUGUGUGAGGCUAAUUGCUUUGAAAAUAAAGCAAAAAUUUCUAGCAAACAUUCAGCAGGUCAAACACCAUAUGUAGAGAGAGGACAGAGCCAACAUUUCACAUUGAUGUCUUUUUGUUAGAAUGAAUGACAUGAACAAAGAUUUAUUUUUCCACAAAUACUACUUGCUUUGCUGAAUGUUUCUAGUAUUUUCUGUUUCUAUUUCAGAUUUCAAUAGUAGUAUUUUGUUUUAAUGAAUAAUAAA
Molecule: messenger RNA, 3598 nt
Organism: Pristis pectinata (smalltooth sawfish)
Lineage: Eukaryota; Metazoa; Chordata; Chondrichthyes; Rhinopristiformes; Pristidae
Product: G-protein coupled receptor 55
Exons: 3
Coding region: 224-1189 (321 amino acids)
Biological process (GO): positive regulation of Rho protein signal transduction; phospholipase C-activating G protein-coupled receptor signaling pathway
Cellular component (GO): membrane
Molecular function (GO): G protein-coupled receptor activity
Source: RefSeq, a predicted model, not a curated record